Filobasidium floriforme is the source of this 2928-nucleotide messenger RNA. Its product is annotated as phosphatases II. Gene Ontology annotation, biological process: dephosphorylation. Gene Ontology annotation, molecular function: phosphatase activity. The transcript has 6 exons. The record is from RefSeq and is a predicted model, not a curated record. NCBI's taxonomy places the organism in Eukaryota, Fungi, Basidiomycota, Tremellomycetes, Filobasidiales, Filobasidiaceae. The coding region runs from base 125 to 2884 and encodes 919 amino acids.
GGUAGUCAUACACAAGCUCGACUCGCUGCACGAUACAUACCUUAUUUCUAGCAAACUCUGGUCCUUCAAGCACAAAAAGAGACGGCAUCGCCGAUCUCACCAUAGCAGAGACCCACCUCCCAGAAUGGACGCCAUCAAGGUCGCCAAAGUCGAGGGUGUGCUACUGGACAAAGCUGGGAAACGAUCGGAAGGAACUUUGCAUCUCACCCCGCAUCACCUCAUAUUCACCCUUCAGGACGGACAGGAAGAAUGGACUCCUUACCCUCACAUCACGACUCUCCAUCGACUGCCUUCGACUCAUUCUGGCCUCUCGCCGGUGUACAUACGUACGAGGAUGUUUGAGAGCCUGGUCUUUUCGUUCAAACGGGAAAAGGAAGCCGAGGACGUUUGGUGCAGCGUCAAGGAUCUCUGUUUGGUCUCUUCGAUGGACCAGCUCUACGCCUUUCAUUAUCGGCUCGAAUCGCCAGCGGCAUCAGGUUCGGGCUCUUCGACCGACACCCCGGGUCAGCUCUCAUCUGGCACGUCGACGCCACACUCUAGUUCUAGCAACGGUUGGAGCGUCUACUCGCCGAGGGAAGAAUUUGCGAGGAUGGGAGUCGGUUCGAGAAGCAAGGCAUGGAGGUUUACUGACAUCAACAAGGAUUAUGUGAUCUCCCCAACCUAUCCGGCCAAGAUGGUGGUACCGUCCAAGAUCUCGGAUACCGUUAUCGCUUACGCCUGCAAGUAUCGAAGUAAAGGAAGGAUCCCGGCCUUGUCAUAUUUGCACUGGGCGAAUCAUGCCUCGAUCACGCGAUGCAGUCAACCGCUCGUUGGCCUGAAGAAUAACCGCUCGAAUCAAGACGAACGGUUGAUCGAGGCCAUCUUCUCGUCACACGUAUCGCCCGACACCGCGUACGCCCCUCCGAGCGGAGAGUACGGUGGCGGCGGGUAUGGUCUCCAGGCAUCCGGGUCGUCCAAGGCCAUUUCUACAUCCGACUCUGCCGGCACGGUCUACGGAGCGAACGCAACCAAUCUGAUCGUCGACGCCCGACCGACAGCCAACGCCAUGGCCAACGUCGCGACCGGAGCUGGUACGGAAAACAUGGAGUAUUACAAGAUGGCCCGCAAGACAUAUCUGGGCAUCGAAAACAUUCACGUCAUGCGAGACUCGCUGAAAAAGGUCGAGACGGCGUUACAAAGAGCUGAGCAGACGGGCAUGAUGGAUCGUCACCUCCUUCGGCGGUCCAACUGGUUGAAGCACAUUUCGGCCAUUCUUGACGGCGCUCUGAUCAUCGUCCGCAAUGUGCACAUCAAUUCGUCACAUGUCUUGAUCCAUUGCUCGGACGGAUGGGACAGGACCUCGCAGCUGUCCGCGCUCGCCCAGGUCUGCCUCGAUCCGUACUUUCGGACGAUCAAGGGGUUUCAGGUCUUGAUAGAAAAGGAUUGGGUAUCUUUCGGACACAAAUUUAUGGAUCGAUGCGGUCAUCUAUCACCGGACAAACUGGAUCUCAACUCGGCUGUCAAACCGGAAGACGAAGAGGAAGAGCGGGGUGAGGCUGCCAAAGCUGCACAGGCCUUCUUCGGAGCGUUCCAAAAGCAGUUCACACCAUCCUCGCACCACGUCAAGGAGACCUCGCCAGUCUUUCACCAGUUCCUCGAUUGCGUCCGGCAGAUGCAGAGGCAGUAUCCCGAGCGUUUCGAAUACAAUGGCAGAUACCUGGAGGACCUGUACUACCACUUGUACUCGUGUCAAUUUGGAACGUUCAUUUCCAACACUGAACGUCAACGCAGGACGCCUGGCGGGAUUGACGACGACAAUGCCAGCCUGUUGGUAGCGAGCAAACCGCCCAUUUGCGAGAGGACCGUGUCGAUCUGGGAUUUCGCAGCGACCAACGUGGAUGCGUACAAGAAUGCCUCAUACGAUGCUACACUCGACAAUCCUACCGGUGACGGGGACAUGGGCGUCCUCUUGCCCAAUCCGAAAGACGUCAGGUUCUGGUCCGAGCUGUUCAAGCGGGGAGAUGAGGAGAUGAACGGAGCCAGACAGGUAUUACAGGAGCAGGCUCAGGGAGUCGAGGUCCUCGGUCCCAUCGGAAGGACCGAGCGAGACCCCGUUGUCGAUCAAGCUCCGGCUACUGUGGCCAAAGCGGCUGCCAUACUCGGUACUGGAGGACAGGCGUCGGCUUCCGAAUUCAACGCGACCACGGGAAGCAUUUCGCGGAGCGAAUCGCCUGCGCGGAGGGACACGGCGGAUUCCUGGCACAACGUUGAAGCAUCAGCCAUUCCUGCCGCACCGACCCGAAGAAAGGUGGAAACGAGCCAUGCCUCGGGUAGCCAGUCUCCCAGUAGUCGAGCCAGAGCGGGAGGUUCGGGAUCUUGGGGUUGGUCGAAUUUCAGUACGGGCGCGUUGACGGUACUGCAAGGAGCUGCGAAAGAAUUGUCUGGGGCGGCCAAGGAUAUUCGAACUAUCGGCGCCGAUGCGUAUACGAACUUUGCUGCGAACCCUGAACGUACACCCCGCGACGCCUGGGAUCGACCAUCGGUGCAUACGAACCCUGCCAGCAGCCUUCACACGAACGGCGGAUGGCCCGAGAGGCGCCCCGCCAAUCGCAUCGUUAGCGAGUCCAACCCUUGGGCCGCCCCCGACACUCCCAUCUCGGCCGGAACCACUGCUUCCAUGCGGAGCACUGCCAUCGACCCCGACACGAUCAAUUACAUGCGUUCACCGUCCGAGACGUGGGGAUCUAUUGCGGAUCGACGCGACCGGGCGAGACCGAGUGCCGGUCUCGGAACCAAACUCGCCGAACUCUCCGUCAGACCGGCUUCUCCACCGGUUCCACACAAGGAACACGGGCGACCCGAGGUAUCCUCGUCAUCUUCCUGGGACCCGCUCGGGGCAAUGUGAUCGCUUGUAGCCGCUUGUAUCAUCUUGCAGUUGUAUAGGGUGUC